Molecule: messenger RNA, 3854 nt
Organism: Trichomycterus rosablanca
Lineage: Eukaryota; Metazoa; Chordata; Actinopteri; Siluriformes; Trichomycteridae
Gene: slco2b1
Product: solute carrier organic anion transporter family, member 2B1
Exons: 15
Coding region: 116-2068 (650 amino acids)
Biological process (GO): sodium-independent organic anion transport; transmembrane transport
Cellular component (GO): plasma membrane
Molecular function (GO): protein binding
Source: RefSeq, a predicted model, not a curated record
AGGACAGACCACAUUCAACUCCACAGCUGUACUUGACAUCAUUUGAUAAGAAAACAGAUAACAGAUACUGACCUACAUAACCAACCAACCACAGCAAGUGACAGCUCGCAGAGUCAUGGGCCUCUUUAAUAAUAUUAAGUUUUUUGUGCUGUGCCAUGGCAUGCUGCAACUUGCUCAGCUGUUGGUAUCUGGCUAUCUAAAAGGCUCCAUAUCAACCAUAGAGAGAAGAUAUGGUUUGUCUAGCCAAAAGUCUGGAGUACUGGCUUCUUUUAAUGAAGUGGGAAACACAGUUCUUAUUGUGUUUGUGAGCUUUUUUGGAAGCCGAGUACACAGACCUAGGUGCAUUGGGAUUGGAGCAAUUAUUGCAAGUAUGGCUGCAUUUCUCAUUGCGCUGCCCCACUUUUUUAGUGGAACGUAUGAAUUCACUGAUAAGAUAAGCAGUACCAUGGAGAAAGACUCUGGUCUUUGUAAGCCAGUGGGCAUUAAUCAGACAUCAUCCAACCAAACAUGCCUAAAAUAUGAGGGACAUGCCCACUAUGCAGUGUUUCCCAUCCUCCUUUUAGGCCAGCUAUUGCUUGGUAUUGGUGGGGUUCCUAUUCAGCCCUUUGGUAUUUCGUAUAUUGAUGAUUAUGCAAACAAGAAGAAUUCACCCUUCUAUCUCGGAAUACUUUUUGCAUUAACUGCGAUUGGACCAGCAUUUGGUUACCUAAUGUCAUCCUUCAUGCUUCGUUUAUAUGUUGACUUUAACACAAUGUCUUCAGACGAAAUUGUUCUGAAAAGAGGGGAUCCCAGAUGGGUCGGAGCUUGGUGGUUAGGUUUCCUUCUAGCUGGAACCUUCCUCUUCCUUACUUCCCUGCCAUAUUUGUUUUUCCCCAGAAGCAUGACAACACAAGAAAACUGUGAAGCCCCUGCAGAACCCAAAGUGGAGAAGCCAAUAGAAAAGAAGGAAGCUCCACAAGACACUAUGAGGGAACUUUCGCUUAUCCAGUUCCUCAAAAAAUUUCCACACAUUCUGUUAAGAACGCUGAGGAACCCCAUCUACCUUUUGGUGGUGCUGGCCCAGGUGAAUCUGUCAGCCAUGGUUGCUGGACUGGCCACAUUUAUGCCAAAAUUCAUUGAGAGACAGUUUUCACAAACAGCCUCAUUCUCCAACAUGAUGAUCGGUGGAUUGAGCAUCCCAUCAGCCAUGAUAGGAAUCAUGGCCGGAGGUAUGAUCUUGCGCAGAUUAAAUCUGUCAGUUAAGGGCUCUGCGAUCAUGUGCUUCGGAGCUGUGCUAAUGGCUCUCAUCUUUGCCAUGCCACUUCUUUUCCUUGGUUGUUCAACACAGAAGAUUGCUGGAAUCUACCCUGUCAAUUAUGGAAGCCUUAAAAACCAUGAGGCUUGCAACUUGACAUGUUCCUGUUCUGAUGAAGCCUUCAAACCUGUGUGUGGUUCUAAUGGCGUAGAGUUCCGCUCUCCCUGUCAUGCAGGCUGCGGGACUGUACUCAACUCAGAAAUGCAGAACUAUACAGACUGUGCUUGUGUGGGGUCUAAUGGUUCACCGAAUUAUGCUGUAGUUGGAAGCUGUGGGAAUGGCUGCUCUCAUCUUAUUAUCCCCUUCAUGGUUUUGUCCUCACUUACAUGUUUCCUGGCAUCUCUUUGUCAAACACCAUCAUUUAUGAUGAUCCUCAGGACUGUAAAACCCGAAGACAAAUCAUUUGCCCUGGGAAUCCAGUUCAUGCUCUUCCGAGUACUAGCAUUUCUCCCAGCACCUGUGCUUUAUGGAACUGCCAUUGACUCGACUUGUAUACUGUGGGGAAGUAAGUGUGGGAAGAAAACCUCUUGCAGUUACUACGACCUAGAUUUCUUCAGACAACGAUUCCUGGGACUGCAGACAUUUUUCGUGUUUGGUGGCCUGGUGUUUUUUUUCCUCUCCUUUUUAGUUUUGAGGAAAAUGGCUUCAUUCCAGCAGAAACCAGCAGAUCAAAUGAACAACAUAUCCCUAUGUGAGAAAGAACAGGAAAGAAAAGACUCUAAACAACAUUUGAUUAAGUUAGAUGAAAAAAAUGGCAAAUUAGGAGCUGUGUGAGUAUGAGGAGUGAAAAUGAGUUGGUGUCAAUUUAGCAUUAUUCCAACUGCAGAAAAAAGAAAGCUUUAAGUGUAUUGUGCUCGCUAUGCUUUCCAGUCCAUUCAGCAAUGUAAACUGUAGUUUUUGAGUGGGUACAUUUCAUGAGACAGAAACAAUCCUAAAUGUGAACAAGGAGCUGCUGUGAACAGCUGUUGUCUGUAUGUCAUAAUGAAACUAGUUAAAUACUUUAUCAAGAAUGUGGAAGUGCAGUAUAUGUACUUCAGUUGUUGCUGUUGUGCUAAUAACCAAAAUGACACACUGUGAAGUCAAUGUAGCCUUCUUUCUUUUUCAAAUCAUUUAUUGCAUUUAUAUAUUGUAACUAAAGGUGAGUAGGGUAAUCAAAAUGUUAUUUAAGUACCUUUUGAUUACCUUUAACUUAACAUAUAACAUCUUACCAACUAAACAAGUAUAACAUCUUUCAUGUAAAGUUACUAUCUAAGCUUCACAUAUACCAGCCAAUCAAAUUUCUUUUUAUUAUGUAUAUCCCCGGAACCCCAAAAGGACAAGGUUAUGCAGUAUUUUUAUUGUUUGACUCUAUUUGACUUUAUAAAUACAUCAGUCUAAUGAUGCAAAUUGAUACUUUGACAGAACUUUUACUGUUUGUAUCAUUGCAAUUAAGUUUAUGGCAGCUAAGUUAAGAGGUAAAAUUUGCAUCCAAUUGCAUAAAAUAUACUAAUAGUUGUGCAUAUUAUAAAAACAGGUAUGCUAUUUUUAAAUGACUAUUUUGGGAACAUAAAGUAUAAAUAAUUGUCUUUACAAAAAUAAAAUAACCAAAAAUAUACCUGCAAUUUAAAUGAAGUUUAUAAGGUAAAUGUAAAACUGUAUAAACAAAUACAUUCCUGCCCAUCUUUAUUUUUACAUCAAACUAGUUACAAAUGUUUAAAAGAUAGAGUAGGUGUGCAAUAUGGGGUUUAGAACUAAAUGAUUUUUUGUUGCUGAUCAUAAACAGGGCAUUGAUUAGUAACUCUGUUAAGAGGUGAUUUUUGGUAACUUUUAUGCAAAAUGCAUAUUCUUUGCUAAACAUGAGGAAAGUCUCACUAUUUUUGGUGAAAUGUGUUUUAUAUAUUGCAACUUUGUUAAUACUGUUUUAUUAAUGACAUACUAUGCUAACAAUUGAGUUUCUUCUUUUUGGUCUGGUAACUUUUUACACAUAUACAUUUUAGUGCAUGUGUAUUGUGUAGUCUUUGCAGUCUUUUGCUUAUCGAAACAAAUUUUUCUAAUCCUUAAAAAUUAGCUAAUGAACAUUUUUUCUUAACUGUGACAAGCACACCACAACAAAAUGUGAAAAAAUUUAUACUAAAUAUUAUUUGUCACGAGUUUACAAGAGAUUAUACUGUAAUGUCAUUAUUUGUCAUAUAUAAACAUUUUUAAAAGGCUAAACGUGUUAUUUUAGCCAAAAUGUUCUAUUAAGUAAAGUGUCCAGCAGCAAUGUUUGUGUACUGACUGAUGAUUGAUGUAUAAUCUUAAUGCUUUAAUCAAGCAUAAAAACACUGACAUACUCACCCAGUCACAGGGGGUUAAAAUAAUAUAAAUAAAGUUUAAAUAAUUAUCAUCAGUAUAUUAAGCUUUAGUAGAGGACAUAUGAACCUUGUUGGGAAGCUAAAAGUAAAUGAGCCAUUCUGUAAUAGUCACUGUUUCUCAUGUAAGUGGGUUUGUAUUGUAUUGUGUAUUUUCAUUUAUAUGCCAAUGUUGUUACAUGUAUCUUGUAAGAAACUUUUUAUACAAAAAUAAAUGUUGUGAAAAUCUU